Messenger RNA from Wallemia mellicola CBS 633.66, 736 nucleotides. RefSeq lists its product as hypothetical. Gene Ontology annotation, molecular function: pyridoxal phosphate binding. NCBI's taxonomy places the organism in Eukaryota, Fungi, Basidiomycota, Wallemiomycetes, Wallemiales, Wallemiaceae. The record is from RefSeq and is a predicted model, not a curated record. Gene Ontology annotation, cellular component: intracellular anatomical structure. The transcript has a single exon. The coding region runs from base 1 to 684 and encodes 227 amino acids.
AUGUCUUUGAAAGAGAGGCUUCUGGAUGUACGACAGAACAUAAAUAAAAAAUCAUCCACCGCUACACUCAUAGCGGUUUCUAAAUACCAACCAGUUAGUAAGAUAAAAGAGUUUUUGAGUUAUCACCAGACCGAUUUCGGUGAGAAUUAUAUACAAGAGCUAGAACGCAAGAGUAAGGAGUUACAAGGCAGUGACAUAAAGUGGCAUUUCAUAGGUAAACUACAAUCUAACAAACUCAAAUCAUUAGCCGCUAUACCGAACUUGAAAUCGAUUCAAACAUUGGAGAAACUUUCACACGCGAAGAAGUUGGAUGAGCUGUUAACUAAACAGCUUGAUAUAUUUAUACAGAUAAACACUUCUAAUGAGGACAAUAAGGGCGGUUUGGGUAAUCAUUCGAGCGAGUUAGACGAUUUGAUAGCAUUCCUCAAACAGUCUAAGCAUCUCAAUUUAAUCGGAUUAAUGACGAUAGGUAGUCUUAAAGAAUCUACAGCUGAUAGUGAGGUCAAUAACGACUUCAUGAGACUUGUAGACACUCGCAACACACUCAAUCAGCGUCAUGGUUUGAAUUUGAAACUUUCAAUGGGUAUGUCUGCUGAUUACAUUCGGGCUUUGGAUUAUCAAUCGGAUUUCGUAAGAGUUGGUUCGCUGCUCUUCGGCGAAAGACCACAAAAGCAUGAGUUAUAGAACUUUUUGUAUUUAAUUGCAUAGAACUAAUUAAUUUUAGUGAUUAUUUUUG